AUGGCACUAACUGACCUUCCUAAUGAGAUCAUAGCCAAUAUACUUGAGUGUGAUCUAUCCUUAAUAGACUUGAUAGUAUUCUCACAUGUAUUCCGACAAUAUGAACUGGUAGCAUUUAGUGCGUUCUAUAGAGAGGUAACCAUUGAUCCCUUCAAGUCUGAAUCCCAGGGCAUCAACCCCUUAAGCGUAUUCCAUAUCAAUGAUGGUGAUGAUGCAUUACCUGAAACAUAUAAAACAUUCAUCAAGCACCAUGGAGAACAUAUACUUCGUAGAAUGACAACCUGGCAAUAUCUACAGUUCUAUAGACAAUAUGGUCCCAUAGUCAAGAGAUUAAGAUUCGUGCAAAUCUCCGAUAUGAUCCUAAUGCAUCAACAACAACCAUUUCUCUUGAAUAACAUAGUACUCGAGAUUCCUUAUAAAUCAAUGGGUCAAUUGAAACUUGUAUUACCGGAAUAUUCCGAUCUUUAUCGCGUGGCCAUCUCCCAAACUCCUAUCCCAACGUAUAUGGACAUUGCAAUACUUGAUGAUGAUAUUAAUGAUGAUUUUGGGGGUGGUAAUGGUGAAAUCUUCAAUCCUCAAGAUCCAGACGUCGUCCAUAACGAUGUUCAAUAUGAAUAUGAACCAGUAACUACUGCUACUUCCAUUGUCUUGGACCAAUUUGAUCAGAGAACUCAUAAGGUAAAGCUUCCCACUAACGUUUCCAGUUUGGAAGUGGCUGCUAGUCGUGAAGAUUCAUCUGUAUCAUUUGCUGAUAAAGUUUCAGUUUCAAGUUGCAGUAAUUUGACCAAAUUGAUAGUAAAAGUUAACCAAUUAACUUGGGACUUUGGAUCUACCCCUCAUCUAACAUAUUUUGAAUUCUUUGGUAAAGAUUUACAAUUGAUCAAUACUAAAUCAAAAUCUUUAUUAUGGGAAGCAGAACUGAUUCAAGAAUUAAACAUCACCAUUAAAAAUACUUCAAAUUUAAAUUUGGGUCAUUUCCCUAAAUUAUGCCAACUAUAUCUUGAACUUGAUCGUGGUGUUACUUUUGAAAAACCUUUGGGAUCUUUAAGUCAUUGUAAAUGGUUAAGAAUUAUCCAACUUCAAUUAAUGUGUGGAUACUUACCAUUUCUGCCAGAAUUACCAAGCCAUAUCAAAGUAUUAUUUGUAUGGUGUCUUAAGAAUAUCAAAUUCGAUAUAAGCAAAUGCACAGAAUUGGUAUAUGCUUAUAUUAAUUUACCCAAAACCAUCAUCAAAGAAAUCAUAGAGUCUUCUCCCAUUCCUUUGUUAAUGACUAGCGAAAUGUCAUUCGUCUAG
Molecule: messenger RNA, 1293 nt
Organism: Lizanozyma spartinae
Lineage: Eukaryota; Fungi; Ascomycota; Pichiomycetes; Serinales; Debaryomycetaceae
Exons: 1
Coding region: 1-1293 (430 amino acids)
Source: RefSeq, a predicted model, not a curated record